CGCUGCUCUUUUGUUUUUCGCGCCCUUUAAACUUUGAAAUGUCAAAAUUUAAAAGUCUUCGGGUUCGGGACGGUAUCACUGACCUCCGUCCUCCGUCUUUGAUUGGGUGUUUCGUUCUUAGCCACCGUUACAGUUUUGAAGGCGGCAAACAUGAUGAGCAGUCAAGAGAUUAGUAUUUCUGAUGAGAGUGCUGGAUCAUCAGUAAGAGCUAAUGAAAUUCCUAGGUCAAAGGUCUUCUUUGUGCAGGCUCUUGACAAAGCAGCCCACAGAGAGAUAGUCUACAGGAAAGUUAAAGAAGUGGUUACAGAAGGAAAAGCUGACUGUUCCUCCCCAGAAAUUGUUUAUCUUGGUCACUGUGGAUGGACAGCAGUUGGCCAGGUGGUUAGUCCAACCUACUUUGCCAUGGGGCUGUGCCGUAAGUUAAAGCUCUUGCCCUCAGAACGGUGCACCCUUUUACCUCUUCGUGACCAGUAUCAAGCAAUACAGUUGUGUUUGGCAAGAAUCAAUAAGAAGAAAUCAGGUGACUUUUCUGCACCUGUCAGUGAUGUACUAGACGUGUGGAAUGAACUGUACCGAGAAACUGUUACUUUAGACAAUGCUUCCAAGCUGCUUUCAGUGGAUGAUGAUGAAAAUGAUGGUGAUGAUGACUGUUGUUUAAAUCUUCCCAGCUCUAGGAGGAAAAGUUAUGACCCUGUUGUAAGAGAAAUGCAAGAAAUUGUUCGUGACUAUCAAGAGUUUAUCAAGUCAUCUGGGUUUAUUGAUCACUUUUUCAUCUUCAAUGCCCUUAAGAAGUGGCUAAAAGAAGAAAAUCAUAUCACUGAGCAUAUAGGUUCCAAGGCUUUCAUUCUUGAAGGGGUAGAUCAAAUGCUAGCAAUGGAGAGGGAACUUUUAAAGUUGCUCUUAAUUAAAGCUCAGCCUAUAAAAGUUGUUGUAGCAGAGUCUUUGGUUGAUGGGAAAUCUGUGUGUGACUUCGAUAUGUCUGGUAUUGGUGAAGAUGCUAUGAAUACAUCACAAAUGUCAGUGGCCGAUUCAAAAGAUGAAGAACCUGUUGGUAACUCUGUCCUAUCAGUGCCCCCUAAAGAGUCUCCAUUCGCCAUUGAAAUAGAGGAUUUAGAAUUUGGUCUUGAUGAAUACAUAGAAGAGCUCCCAAGAAGUUCAGGCACUGUUGACUUUAGGGAUUCAGAACUGUAUGUUGAGCAUCUAAUUUUGGCACACAUACGGUUACUGGUGAACACUAGGGACGAGCUUGCUAUAGCUACCUUGUGCAGCAUGCCAGGGAGAGAGAUCACUCAACAAGGAUUUUAUGACAUCAAAGAGGAGGCACAGAAAAAAAACAUGUCUAUAUAUCAGACCAUUUUAUCAUUCAUCAUGCGUCUUCGCCUUGGUGGAAAGGGAUAUCAAGCUGACCCAGACUGCCCUCUUUUACUUCAUUCAAAGCCUUUAGGAGAAUUUGUUGAUUCUAUUAUGAAACUCCAGAAUAUUGUUGAAGAGGAACCUAAUCCAAGGAAAGGGGCUGUUAGAGUCUUGUCUUUAAUUAAGAAUGGGUUGUUAAGAAUAAGAGGCCGUGCAUUGAAAGCUGCUUGCAUCGAGAAAGUAUGGGAAAUCGUGUACUCUGCAUUUUGUAGGCUUACUCAAGACCCAGAUGAUAAUGGAGAACCCAAGGAUGUAGGAGACAAGCCCAAGCUUCAGCAGACAACUGGUGCAUUAAGGCCAUGUUUGAAGUUGCUUAUUGCAUUGUGCGAUGAAGCCAGCAGCCGAGGGGCUGAAGAAGUUGAUUCUCUUAGUGAAAACUUUGUGACCCAAUGCAACAGUUCAAAGAAAACUACUACACCCAUCAGAAUACCAACAGUUUUGUCACUCUUUAGCUCCCCCAUUGAAGGAAUUGUAGCUUCAAAUGAAGAUGAAGACUAUGACAGCAGCUUGAGAAUGCGGCUGAUGACUUGUAGAGGGCAAACGCCAAAAACCAAUAAUGCAACAAGGUUCAAGUCAGGAUGUUCAUGGGCACCAGAUGAUCUUUCACCUGUAAAUAAAGGUGAUGUAAGUCUAGACACUACAUUAUCACCUAUAGUUGGCCCCACAUUAAGAGCUGUUGGCAAAACAAGCAAAAGUAGCCAAAAUUGGAGAGAGAUUGUGGAAGCUGUAUCUCAGGAAGAGGAGGAAAGACGAAAAGAAGCUGAAUCAUUGCUUCUGAAGGAGAAAGCUUCUAAGCCAAGUAAGGGAUCAAAGCCAGAUGAGAAGAAAAGUAAGCGAUCUCUCCUGACUGAUAUUUCCAAUAUAGCUGCAUCAGAAGCAAAUGGUAAGAAGUCAAAAACGUCAGGCACCGUAAAGAAAUCCCCAGUGAAGAAGAAAAGUAAGGCCCUUCCUGUCCCAAAAGGGCAGAAGCCCAUAACUUCUUUCUUUAAGGCUUGAGUGUUUCCUCCAACUUAUGAACUAGUCAAGAUGACAGCAAAGAUCAUUAGCUUUGUACAUAUGCCACUAAGUUUUUUAAUUAUGGGUUGGUUGCUAGAAUCAUGUAAUAUAUAGAACUAAAAAGAGGAAAAUUAUGCCAAAGAUAAUGCCAAUAUAGUUUUAAUAAAUACUACAGAGUUGUCUGUAAACAUAUCAAGUCUUUCAUACUGUGCUCUUUUAGCUAUUUAAUAUAUAAAGGAUUUACAGUGGUUUUUAAAUAUGACUGCUCAUGUAAGAUACUGUACAGUAAAUCAGAUGCAAUGUUCAUACAUAUAAUAUACAUAAUAACAAAGAGAAGUGUGUAGUUCCAAGUAUUUGACUUCAUUUGAACUCUGAUAUUUUUAAGACUUCAUUUGAACUUAGCUUUUUUAAACAAAACCAAAUGGAAGCCAACGUAAUUUUUGUUAGAAAGUGAGUUAAAAUUAUAUCAUACGGAGGAUUGAACUCAAGAACAGAUUGCUAAAGGCAAGGUUUUGGUAAAUUUAGAACUCUGAAUCUACUUCAUGGUUUCUCAUUAUUCAGAAUCUGUAAAAAUGUCACGUAAAGCAUUAAGAUAACACUCAACCUAUUAUAUCCAAGGCACUCUAUUUCCCACUCAUUUUACUGUCAAAAGCAAUGUAAUAGUCAAACUUUUUUUUCUGGAAAUUUUCAUUUCGUAACAGUUAGAUGUAACAACACUCUUAAGAUUAUUAGUGCUCUUUGAUAACAUAAUGAUCAAUAUUGACAUUUUCAAAACCAUUCAAGGAUAGUUAUAAAAUUGGAACACAAAUAUCAGAAUUAUGUUUUUAAUACAGUACUAUUACAAACUAACAGGAAUAACUUUGAAAAAUCACUUAAGUGGCAAAACAUCUUAAAAAUUUAAAUUAUUUCAUAUUUUUAGGAACCUAAUUAUGUGUUAGAGUCCAAUGUGUGGAAAAUGAAACUUAACAUUUCAAAUAAAAAAAAAAAAAAAAAAAAACUGUUUCCAUUACAUUUUUCCGCCAUUCCAUUUCAGCAUUUUAAAGAUUUUAACAUGUAAAGUAUUCUUAACAGCUACUAACUUUUGUUGGUUAUUGCUGACAUAGGUUGAAACAUGCUUUCAAUGUUUAUAUGGUAUGAUUAAUGUACAUCUAACAUUAAAAAGGUUUUCUGUAUGAUUUA
Messenger RNA from Macrobrachium nipponense, 3588 nucleotides. RefSeq names its product PCNA-interacting partner-like. The transcript is spliced from 12 exons. NCBI's taxonomy places the organism in Eukaryota, Metazoa, Arthropoda, Malacostraca, Decapoda, Palaemonidae. The record is from RefSeq and is a predicted model, not a curated record. Gene Ontology annotation, biological process: negative regulation of double-strand break repair via homologous recombination. Gene Ontology annotation, cellular component: chromatin. Bases 151 to 2409 code for a protein of 752 amino acids.